CGCCAUGUCGUCAGGAUUAUAUGGACAAUUGAAUGAAAUAUGCAUGGACCAAAAUGACAGCUGAUUUGUCGCUGACAUUGGAUGCCGUUGAGGCAGUUUUAAGAUUAUGACCAUUCGAAGAUUGAGGAUAGAGUGUGUUUUGACCAUGACCUUUGACUCUAUGACCUCAAAAACCAUAGGAGUCAUCAGCUGGUCACCAAAAAUCUAAAUGUUAAGUUUGAACAAGGUUCGCACGAUCUUAAAAAGUCCUGAAUUCUAAAGGGUUGGCCUUAAAAAGACCUUAAAGUCGAUUAAAAGCCAGAAAGGCCUUAAAAACACCUUAUAUUAGGUGCAAAUGGCCUUAAAAAGAUUUUAUUGGCCUUAAAAAUGAUUUAAGUCGGAAGAAAAAUGUUUAUGAACUACUCUCUGUUCGUCAAUGAAGAUACUAAGUAGCCAUGUUGUGAUUAAGUUGCCCAUAGUUAAAGUGACCGUCGUAAGUAAUGACGUAAUGCAUUGGAGCGAAGUAGCCAAUCAGCGGGCUGCUUACAUCUCGUUAUCGGAUGCUAAAAGCACAUUGCUGAAAAAUAGAAAUUUAAGUCGCGGUUUCUUCGGAACAAAACAAGCAUGCCUGGAAAAUGUGUAUUUAACGUGAAAUGGAUACAAACAUACCCAUGGAUAAGAGAAGUUAAGGACUGCAAAUUUAAAGCCAAUUGCGUUUUAUGCCGAAAAGAGAUCGAUCUUUGCAAAAUGGGCGAACUCGCAGUGAAAUCGCACGCAAAAAGUAUCCGACAUAAAAAUCUUGAGCAGCCGAAAACGCAGAACACGGUAAGCACCUUUUUCACCAUUUCUCCAAAACCAAAGACCAUGUCAUCGACAGAAAAGCCUUCGGAAGCAGCUAGUGGGGAUAUAGAUGACUUGAUAAUACCCCACCCACCGGCACCAGCACCAGAGAUUCCGAUUCCGCGCACUGCUCUUUCUAGCUUUGUACAAACAAACGAUGUGUUAAAAGCAGAAAUAUUGUGGACAAUGCAGUCGAUAACUACACAUAAUUCUUAUAAAUCAAAUGAAAACAUAUCAAAAUUGUUCAAAUUGAUGUUUCCAGACAGUCAAAUCGCCAACAGAUUUGCUUGUGGAGAGAGAAAAACUGCCUACCUUUGUUGCUUCGGCAUUGCCGAACAUGUGAAAAGUAUAUUAUUAAAAGAAAUAAGUGGUUACUUUGUAGUUUUAUUUGACGAGAGUCUAAAUAAGAAAUCCCAAGCUAAACAAAUGGAUAUACGUGUAAGAUAUUGGGGAACCAAUGGCCUAGUUCACACCAGAUACCUGGGAUCCCAGUUUCUGGGACAUGCGACUGCUGAGGACAUGCUUCAACACUUCCAGAAAGGGAUUGGGGAUUUAGAGAAGCAGACAAAAAACAUGUUGCAAAUAUCAAUGGAUGGACCAAAUGUUAAUUGGAAGUUUUUGGAUAUGAUAACAACAAAGAUUGAGCAGGACUUUUCAGUAAGUUUGAUCAACAUCGGGUCAUGUGGACUUCAUAUUGUACAUAAUGCAUUUAAAACAGGGUGUCAGGCUACCACCUGGGAUGUCUCAUCUGUACUCUCAAGCAUGUAUUACUUAUUCAAGGACAGUCCUGCUAGGAAAGAGGAUUAUCAGAAAAGCAGUGGGUCUACUAGAAUGCCAAUGAAGUUUGUAACCCAUAGGUGGAUGGAAAAUGUUCCUGUUGUUGACAGAGCUAUUGAGGUGUGGGGAAAUAUUGGACAAUUUGUGAAGGAUGUUGAAAAAAAGAAGAUUGCAAAACCAACAUGCAAGUCAUUUGAAAUUGUGUCAGCUGCACUGAAAGACAAGCUUAUCCGAGCAAAGUUUGAAUUUUUUAGAUGUGUAGCCAUGCACUUACAAGCCUUCCUUGGUAAUUUUCAAACAGAAAAAACCCAUGGUGCCCUUCCUUUACAGUGAACUCCUGAGUAUAAUAAGAGGACUGAUGGAAAGAGUGAUCAAGCCAGGUGUUCUUUCUGACACAUCAGAAGUAAGACUUCUCAAAAUUGACCUUGAAGACAGCUCUGUUCUGAUUGAACACACAAAGGUUGACAUUGGGUUCUCGGCAGAAAAGGCUUUGAAGGAGACUGUCAAGGAGAACAAGCUCAGUGAGAGACAGGUUAUGGAGUUUAAAGUUCAGUGUAGAAGCUUUGUUCUGAAAGUGCUGAAAAAACUUCUUGAAAAGUGCCCAGCAACAUAUUCAUUAGUGCAACAUCUGGCCUGUCUUGAUCCAAGAAAAAUGUCUGAAAGUAAAACUAGAUGCAAAGAGAAGCUGAAAAAAGUGCUGACAUAUCUUGUGGCCCAUAAAAGAAUCAACGAGAGAGACUGUGAUGAAUGUAUCAAAGAGUACUGUGACUGCAUUGACAAUUUCCCAUCCUUUGGGUCUGCAAAAUUCACAGAGUUCAAUCCAAACAAAGACAGAUUAGAUGAGUUUUACUCAACUUUUAUGUCUUGGACUGCAUACAGCAAAGUAUUUGAUGUUGUAAAAAUGCUGCUCACACUGUCACACGGGCAAGCUUCAGUGGAGAGGGGUUUCUCUGUCAACAAAGAGGUGGAGGUAGAAAAUCUCAAAGAAUACUCACUUGUGUCUCAAAGACUUGUUUGCGAUUAUGUAAACAGUGUUGGUGGUAUUCUAAAUGUGCCAAUUACAAAAGAGCUGAUGACUAGUGCAUCUCAGUCCAGAAAUAGAUAUGAAGUAUAUUUAGCAAAAGAAAGAGACAAGAAAAAAACAGACACUCAAAAACGGAAAAGAGAGGAACUGUCACAGGAAAUUGAAGAACUGAAAAGGCAGUGCAAACAGGCAAAAUUAGACAUUGACAGCCUGACAAAGUCAGCUGAUAGCUAUUCCAUGAAGGCAGAAAAAGAGAGCAACUUAUCAUUUAUUGCGCAUUCAAACAGUUUGAGACAAAAGGCAAAGGACAAAAUGUCGUUCAGUGACAAGAUAAGUAAGAAAUUAGAUGAGAAGGUCCAACAGCUUAAAGAAUGUUGAGUCUGCAUUGCUGAACUAAGCCAGUUAUAAAAAUUACAAGGUCAUCAGAUCAAAGGCCAAGUUGACAGUGACCUUGAAUGCAAAAAACUUGUCUUAGUGAUAACAGGGUUCCCACGCUACUGGGAAAACGGGGAAAAGACGGGAAUAUCGAAGUCUGUUCCCGGUCGUGAAAAUGCCUUGAAUUUUGCGAUUAUAGGUUAAAAUCGGUAAAAAGCCGGGAAAAGUAAUAUUUAACGUUCGAACUGUUUUGGGUACGAAACUUGUAAAGUAAGUACUCUCGAUCAUCUAGACGCUUGCAUCUGAGGUUGGGCGUGAAUGAACUCUAUUGAUUUUUCAGGUCAUCAGAUCAAAGGCCAAGUUGACAGUGACCUUGAAUGCAAAAAACUUGUCUUAGUGAUAACUAAUGCUUAGAAUUAUGGUUCUCAAACUUGACAUGGAGGUUGGGCGUGACCAGCAGAUUUGAGGUUAUCAGGUCCAAAUGUCAAGGUCACAUUCAAGUUGACAUCAUAUGAACAUAUUCACUUCUGCUAGGAGUAUACAUGAAUAUCUACAAAUAACAGUCAUCAUUUCAAAGUGAUCAAAGUGAUAGUGUACCUACUAUCCUCAAAUUUGGAAUGAACAUAAACUUAAAACUGCUUCAUAGGCAUCCAAUAUGGAAUGACAAAUCAGCUGGCAAUUCUGUACAUGCAUAUUUUAAUCAAUUGUCCAAAUAUUCCUGACAACACGGUGCUCCAGUAUCAAUCAAUAAAAGGUUCUGUGUCAAGGGGCAUCAUGGUUACUCAUCAGUUUUGUGAUAGCUCUAGUUUAUCCUGCAGCUGAACUACAAGAGAAUAUUGUUUAUAGACAUUUUCCUGAAUGAUGCCAGCAUCAGUAAAACCUUGUGCAGGAUUUUUUUUAUUUAUCAUCAAAUCAUGAUAAAACUUGGUUUGUGGGUAUAAUGUCUUGGUGAAGUUCCCUCAUGGGAUCAAUCACAUCAGUAACUCUAAGAGUCAUGCACAUUUAACAUUAGACAAAAGGUUCAGGUCUUGUGCAGACAAUAACUUAAUAAUGAAACUUUCUGACAGUGUGAGUAAAUUAGUUUAAUGUGAACAGUUUAGCUAGUACUGGUGUGAUAACAACUUAAAUUAAGGAAACACACCGUCAAAUAGGAGCAAAUGAAGUUAUUUAUA
Molecule: messenger RNA, 4167 nt
Organism: Mya arenaria
Lineage: Eukaryota; Metazoa; Mollusca; Bivalvia; Myida; Myidae
Exons: 2
Coding region: 1907-2998 (363 amino acids)
Source: RefSeq, a predicted model, not a curated record